AUGGCUUGCCAGGCAUGCCGCACGAAAAAGAUCAAAUGCGACCGUGUCCGACCCGUCUGCCAGAAUUGCAGACUACGUGCCAGUCAGUGCUCUUACGCCGGUGAGCGGCGCACUCGCCGCUGGGUCGCCGAGGCCGAUGCCGAAAAUAGACGCCUCUCCGGUUCUCAUCCCUCAGCCAGCGAAUCCAACCACGGCCCAUCUCAAAGACCCGCCGAUGCUGUUUCCGGCUCCGGCUCCGACUCCGGCGCUGGCCAGCAACAACCGGAGCCCCGCCACCAACAGUCUACCGCCCGCUCAGCGCACCUCUUGACGGAUGUGGCUGCUCGCACCGACGUUAGAGUCGAUCGACCGGACUGGCGUGCUGUUAUCCCUGCCUCAUCUGACUGGAAUCAAAUGGACUCCGACUCCAUCGCUGGCGUUUUCACCCAUAUGGACCACGACAGCGAGGUCAUCCCCAAAUCCCCCGUCGGCUUCUCCUCCGACCAAGACGACAGCUUGGUCGACAAGAUUCUCGACGGCGACGACCGAGAAUGCUUCAAAGACGCAAAUCCAUCCAUGUGGAUGCGCAUGGACGACGGCGACGAAUACACCGGCCCGUCCUCCGGCAUCUCCAACAUUUCCGACCUCGGACUGAAAUGGGUGCGGCAAAAUGUGCCUGAAUCCGAUGAUCUCUACGAAGCCAUCCAAGAUGUACGGAACGCUAUCUUGUGCCACCUCCGCCAGCCCAAAUGCAUCCCUCAAGACCUGCCGCUGGCCCUAACGACACCACGUCAGACUGCAGAUGUUCCUCCCUCGCAGAUGCUGCAGUACAUCAACGCCUACUUCUCGAAGGUCCAGGUGGUCUUUCCCAUUUUAGAUCGCGCCACCUUCCUCUCCCAGUUGAGCGCAAUGGGCAAUCAUUCCGGUCUCAUCCAGAAGCCCUCCUGGCUGGCCUUAUUGAAUGCUGUCCUGGCUUCAGGCUGUCGAGCUUUGCUUUCUGAAGAGACAGCUGAGGCUUUCCAAGCAUCGGGUUCCGAGGCCUGGGGAUACUUCCAGUUCGCCCUCUCGUACGAGCCCCAAAUCAUACACGGGGCCACUGAUCUGAUGGCAGUUCAAGCCAUGGCCGUGAUGACUGUCUUCGCCCAAGGACUUUCUAGCCCACAAAGGCUCGAGUACACUCUCUCCUCGAUAACUUCGCGGCUCGCUCAUGGCCUUGGACUACACCGCAACCCGCCUCCCGAGUGGAAUCUCGCCGAAGACGAGAAGGAGGAACGAAACCGAGUAUUUUGGGCAGUAUACUGCUUGGAUAAGCUGGUGUUCUACUACCCAUUCACAGCCUUGACAACAAUAUUCGUUCACGUAGUGUCUAAUCCACCCGAUGUCCGCACCCAGAGCGACAUUGCUCUCAUGGAAACUGCCGUCGGCUUCUUUGGCCGUCUCGAGCACAUCACGUCUGGUGAAGCGGCCUUCACCAAAACGACGGAGUUUGUCCGGCAAGCCCGUAAGCUCACUGAGAAAUACAAGAAGACAGACGGAGCUGGCCAGAAGCGAGUUACAACAUCCACGAUAUCAUUGCAACAGUGCGGGCACGUGGGGAUGCUUGACACUUUUUCCAACGGUUUUGAUGAUGGCCAGGUUGACGACGCGCAAUGUCAUCUGGAACCUGACGCCAUUACCACCCUAGAUAUUGGCGUCACGCCCACCCGCCAGUCUCUCUACUCCGAUUCGGUGGGCUUCUCGGCACCGACGACCGAAGAAGCAGUCCAAGCACCGUGGUAG
Colletotrichum karsti is the source of this 1758-nucleotide messenger RNA. RefSeq lists its product as uncharacterized. The transcript is spliced from 2 exons. The record is from RefSeq and is a predicted model, not a curated record. Gene Ontology annotation, biological process: regulation of DNA-templated transcription; DNA-templated transcription. Lineage: Eukaryota; Fungi; Ascomycota; Sordariomycetes; Glomerellales; Glomerellaceae. Bases 1 to 1758 code for a protein of 585 amino acids. Gene Ontology annotation, molecular function: zinc ion binding; DNA-binding transcription factor activity, RNA polymerase II-specific; DNA binding.